GUGUAAUUAUUGUUUUUGUUUAGUAACUAUUAUAGUUAUUACCUGGGCCUGCGCAACUGGCUCUUUUAUUCUUUUGUGUGUAUCCAUUGUCUAUCUUUGCACGUGCUAUUUUACUUCUCUGGUUGUGUACUGUUUUGUUACAAAGAUAAUUUCUUUUAUAAACUGAGAAUUGUUAUCGGUCACUAUCGUGGUCUAUUUACGCGUUAGUACACAACAAUUGGCGACGAGAGUGAAAGGAAGCAGUGAAAGGAAGGAGAAGAGAUGGCGGCUACUUAUCAUGGAACCAUUACUACUUUUGACUCUUCCCAGGAGGAUUGGGUGGAUUACGCGGAGAGGCUCGAGCACUAUUUCGUGGCUAACAGUAUAGAUAAUGCUGACGUUCAGCGAGCUAUUCUGUUUACAAGUGUGGGUCCUUCUACGUAUCGGCUGAUAAAGACAUUGUCACUGCCGAGGAAGCCGACCGAUUAUUCCUUUCAGGAGCUAGUAACCAAUGUGCAGAGUCACUUCCAUCCUAAGCCUUCUCCUAUUAUUAAGCGCUUUGAGUUCAACACUCGUGUACAACAGGGUGAAUCUGUUGGUGUCUUUGUUGCUGCAUUGAGAAACAUUGCAGAGCACUGUUUAUAUCCAGAGACUAUACUUCACGACAUGCUCCGUGAUCGUAUUGUUUGUGGGAUUCGGGACAAGGCAGUACAACGUACGUUACUUAAAGAAUCUAAGCUGACAUAUGAUACAGCCUUGGAUACUGCCUUAGCAGCCGAAGCAGCUACUAAUAAUUCAAAGCAAUUACAUCAUAAUCCCUACUCAACGCUCCCUGUUAAUCAUGUAAAGGGGAAAUCGAUGUCUCUUAAGCAGAAAGAGGGCACAUCUACAGCUAUCUGUUAUCGUUGCGGUGGUAAACACAUAGCAUCUCAGUGUCGUUUCAGAGAUUAUGAGUGCCACUAUUGUAAGAAGAAGGGUCAUUUAGCAUCAGUCUGUCGCAAGAAGAAAGCUAAAGACAAAGGUGAUACUGACUCUAGUAAAGAUCAAGCACAGACAAAUGUCGUUGGGAGUGAGGAGGAGAGUGAAGACUAUUCCUUGUUUAAAGUAGCUGGUAACGCCUCAAACAAACCUCUGUUAGCAAGCAUUCUCAUUAAUGGAGUUAGUGUGGAGAUGGAGAUCGAUACAGGGGCAUCUGUCUCUCUAAUGGGAGAAGACACCUAUCGAUUAGUUCAAGAUCCUGAGAAGCCUCUUCAACGCUCCACAGCCAAGCUUCAUACCUACACGGGAGAACCAAUCAAGGUAUUGGGUUCCACUGAGGUUCUUGUACAGCAUAAUGGUCAGAGUAUGACAUUGCCUUUGAUUGUAAUGAAGGGCAAGGGUUCUCCACUACUUGGGCGGAAUUGGUUGUCAAUGCUCAAAUUAGAUUGGCAGAAUGUGUUUAAAGUAGAAACCAAUCGCUCUUUACAAGAGGUACUAGCAUGCUUUGGGGAAGUAUUCAAUGAAGGGCUCGGGAAAGUAGAAGGAGUGCAAGCUAAGAUAUUUGUACAUCCCCAGUCUACGCCUAUAUUUCAUAAAGCCCGUCCUGUCCCCUAUGCAUUGAAAGCUAAAGUAGAAGCUGAAUUAGACCGCCUUCAGGAACAUGGCAUUAUUGAACCUGUUCGUUUCGCUGACUGGGCUGCUCCAAUAGUUCCAGUGCUCAAGAGAGAUUGAUCCAUUCGUAUAUGUGGGGACUACAAGGUCACUGCAAAUCGAGUGGCAAGGUUAGACAAGUAUCCUCUUCCUCGUAUUGAAGACUUGUUCGCUUCAUUGUCUGGUGGGAUGUGUUUCUCCAAGCUAGACUUAUCACAUGCCUAUCAACAGAUAGAGCUGGAGGAGGAGUCUCAUGAGUACACUAUAAUUAAUACACAUAAGGGGUUAUUCAGGUACAACAGAUUGCCUUUUGGGAUAGCCUCAGCCCCGUCAAUCUUUUGGAGGGUAAUGGACACCUUGUUACAAGGGAUCCCAGGGGUAUGUGUAUACAUUGAUGAUAUUUUAGUUGCAGGUUCCACUGAAGAAGAGCACCUUGCUCGUCUAUCAGAAGUCCUCAAGCGUUUGGCUGAAUCUGGAAUGAGAUUGAAGCAAGAGAAAUGUAGUUUUCUACUGUCCUCAGUUGAGUAUUUGGGCCAUACAAUCAGUAGAGAGGGAUUGAAGACUUCCGAAUCUAAAGUUAAAGCCAUUUCAAAUGCUCCAGCUCCAUCGAAUGUGAGUGAAUUACGUUCAUUCAUAGGUCUUGUCAAUUAUUAUGGCAAAUUUUUGCCUGAUCUUGCUACAACACUCACACCAUUGUAUGAAUUGCUACAUGCUAAGAAGAAGUGGUCAUGGGGAAAGGAACAAGAGAAAUCCUUCAGAGAGAUUAAGGAGCUGCUGAAGUCCUCCAGAGUACUGAUUCAUUUUGGACCGUUAACUCUCUCAUGUGACGCCUCUCCUUACGGAGUUGGUGCUGUCCUAGCUCACAGACUGUCAAGUGGUGAGGAGCGUCCUAUUGGAUUUGCCUCUCGCACACUAACGGUGGCCAAGAAGAAGUACUCGCAAUUAGUGAAGGAGGUGUUGGCCAUCAUUUUCGCAGUCUGGAAGUUUCAUCAAUAUCUCUAUGGUAGACCGUUCGAAUUAAAAACGGAUCACAAGCCCUUGACAUAUAUAUUUAAUGAAAAGAAGGGAAUUCCUGUGUUGUCAUCUGGACGUAUUCAGAGGUGGGCUCUCACUCUUGGAGCGUAUAGCUACACUAUUACUUACAAGGAAGGCAAGUAUAAUGUGUGUGCCGAUGCUAUGAGUCGCCUCCCACUUCAAGUCUCUUCUAGCUCUCCACCUAAGCCAGCUGAUGUCAUUCAUCUACUGGAAUAUUUGGACACCUCCCCAGUAACUAGUACUCAGGUUCGGUCGUGGACGGAUUGAGAUUCGGUGUUGUCUCGAGUACGGGAUUGGAUACUUACUGGUUGGCCUGCUAAAGAGGGGGAUGGAAACAAUCUCUUUCAACCAUAUAUAAGGAGGAGGUAUGAGCUGAGUGUGGACGAGGGUUGUGUAUUGUGGGGCAAUCGUAUAGUCAUUCCAAAUAAAGGGAGAAAAGCCUUAGUAUCUAUAUUGCAUGAGGGUCACACUGGAAUUGUCAGAAUGAAAAGCUUUGCACGAGGAUAUGUCUGGUGGCCAAAUAUGGACCAUGAGCUUGAACAGUGUGUGCAAGCAUGUAAUGUGUGUCAAUUGCAGAGGAAGUCUCCCCCAGUAACCCCUUCACAUCCAUGGGCAUGGCCUGACAAACCAUGGUCUAGAAUCCAUAUAGAUUGCGGGCCUAUAAAGGGAAAGAUGUUUUUAGUGGUGGUAGAUGCGUAUUCUAAAUGGUUAGAUGUUCACAUGACUAGCUCUACUACUACUUCAGCUACUCUAGAGUUGUUAAGGAGAUCAUUUGCUACUUUGGGCUUGCCUGAGGUAGUUGUUUCAGACAAUGCUGCCAACUUUACUAGUGAAGAAUUUAGAAGCUUCAUGAAGAGGAAUGGCAUUAAGCAUGUCAGAACUCCGCCUUAUCACCCUGCCUCUAACGGUAUUGCAGAGAGAGCUGUCCAGACUUUAAAGGAUAGCAUAAAGAAGUUGAAGAAGGGAUCUCUGGAGACUCGGUUGUCUAGAUUUUUGUUUAAAUACCAUGUUACCCCUCAUUCUGUUACUGGUGUUGCUCCUGCUGAUAUAAUGUUUGGUCGUAGAUUAAGGACACAUCUUGAUGUUUUAAAGCCUGAUUUGUCUAGGAAGGUUAUUCGUAAUAAUGAGCAUCAGAAGAAUUGGUAUAAUAUUCGUGUGAAUCAAAGAGAUUUUAAAGUUGGUGACUUAGUGUAUGCUCGAAACUAUGCUACAGGUCCAAAAUGGUUACCUGGUAAGAUUGUGGAGUCAAGUGGGAAUGUAUUAUUUACUGUAGCUCUAAUGGAUGGUCGUCAGGUGCGUAAGCAUACUGAUCAACUGAUUAAACGGUAUGCAGACUCUAAUGAUCAAGCAGAUGAAGAGCAGUUGGAUCAUGAUGAUAUCCCUGUGAGUUCUAAUAAUGAAGAUUCUACUAACACUGCUCCUACUGUGAACAUACCACCUGAUACUCCAGAGCUUUCUGCUGAUACAACUAUUACUUCCCAUUCUGCUUCUCAUACACUGUCUUGUUCGACUACUCCUGAUCGUAUGACAGAAUCUCCUAUUCAAGACGAGGAACAGAGCCGAGAAUCUGCUCCGCCUACCGUUACUACUCGUCGUUCGUCUCGAACACGGAAUCCUCCGAACCGCGAGCCCGGCAUUGGCGAGCUAACUAGUGAAUCCGGAGCUGAGUUGACUACUAAGGAAGCAACUAUAUAG
This is a messenger RNA of Amphimedon queenslandica, 4338 nucleotides long. RefSeq lists its product as uncharacterized. Lineage: Eukaryota; Metazoa; Porifera; Demospongiae; Haplosclerida; Niphatidae. Gene Ontology annotation, molecular function: zinc ion binding; aspartic-type endopeptidase activity; nucleic acid binding. The record is from RefSeq and is a predicted model, not a curated record. Gene Ontology annotation, biological process: proteolysis; DNA integration.